AGAGGUUCGCCGACCAGACGGCACGGACUUUCUCCGUUGUAGAAUCAGCGAGAUGAAGAGCAGCGCCAACCCGGCAUCAUGCGCUCCAGGCUCCCAAGGACCGCCUGCCUAUUGCGACUCAUUGCACUCUGCAUCCUUCUCUCGCACACCGCAGCUUAUUUCGGGCUGACAGGUCGGGAACCCUUGGUGUUUUUACCAAGCCCGUUCUCCAAUGACCCUCCGUCAGGGAAGGCCCACCUGAAGCAGUGCGAGCAGAUGACCCUGACCAGACGGCAGAAGAGACUGUGCCGCAGGGAGCCCGGUUUGGCCGAGACGCUGCGGGAGUCGGUGCGCCUCAGCCUCCUGGAGUGCCGCUAUCAGUUCAGGAACGAGCGCUGGAACUGCAGUCUGGACGGCCGGGGAAGCCUUCUGAAAAGAGGAUUUAAGGAGACCGCCUUUCUACUGGCAGUGUCUUCAGCUGCACUGACCCAUGCACUAGCCAAAGCAUGCAGCUCAGGACGGAUGGAGAGGUGCACAUGCGAUGACUCCCCCGGACUCCAGCAUCGAGAAGCGUGGCAGUGGGGGGUUUGCGGUGACAACCUGAAAUAUAGCACCAAAUUUCUCAAGAAGUUCCUAGGCCAAAAGAGGGUCAGCAAGGACCUGAGGGCUCAGAUUGACACCCACAACAUCAACGUUGGAAUCCGGGCGGUGAAGAGUGGGCUGAAGACAACCUGCAAGUGUCAUGGGGUCUCUGGUUCUUGUGCGGUACGGACUUGCUGGAAGCAGCUGUCUCCUUUCCACGACACCGGACGGCUGCUCAAGUUCCGCUAUGACACUGCAGUGCGGGUGCUGAGUGUCACCAACGCGGCCACCGGGGAGACCGAGCUGGCAGGGUCACGACGCCAUGGCCAGAGCCUCCGCACUACUGACCUGGUCUUCUUGGAGGACUCCCCCAGCUUCUGCAGGCCCUCCCGCUACUCCCCGGGCACAGGUGGCCGGACGUGUGCCAAGGACACCAGCUGUCAGAGUCUGUGCUGCGGACGCGGCUACAACACUGCUAUGCACCUCACCAGCCUGUCCUGCCACUGCCAGGUGCGCUGGUGCUGCCACGUGGAGUGUCAGACCUGUGUCAGAGAGGAGGAGGUGUACACCUGCAAAAAAGCAUAAAAAGGGGAGUGAAUUAGGCAAACCCAAAUAAUAAAGCCCCACCAAAUUAAUGUUUAGCGUAUAAUGUGAGGACUUGCAAAGGUAGAAAAAGAAAGAUUCCUUGAAUCGGUGGAGAAAGAAAUUCAAGGUGGAUCAUGUCUCUUUUUUUUCACAAGAUCGACCCCCUGCCACGCUGCCAUGGCUGAACUGUAAUCUCUUAUAGGACAUUGAGAGAUUCCACAUCUAAGCAUGUCUCAACAGAAAAGCAGUCCAUUCUGAGUUGCAUGUUACCUUGAGAAGCAGAUAUAGUUGGAAUGUUAUAAUAUCGUUGAUUCUUUGCUAAUCACCACCAAUUUGAUAUAGCAGCUUAGGUAAGGACGUUUUCAAGCCACUCUGCUUUUCUCUCGCUGGAUGCACUGAAAUCCCACACUGCUGGGAAGGAGGGAGACGGCUUCCCUCUGGGACGAGCUCUUAAAAAAAAAGGUACUGGACUGGACAGGACUGGACUGGAUGUCACCAGCGUAAUGAUGUUAACCCCGGCUGCAGGGGAGCUCUGACAGUGACUUUGUUGUGUUGUAAUUGCAUUGGUCCUUUCCACUUGACUAUUUAUUGUAUCACUCAUUACGUCUGUCAAACUGCUGCUUUGUACUUUUACGUUCUUAUAAUCAAGAGUGUUCCCAGUGAGGUUAAAAAGGGCCUUAAAAGGAAUCUGGUGCAUCUAACUGUCUGUCUUUCUGUCUGCUGUGUUUUUCUGCUGUGGAGAAGUCUUAAGGGUCCAUUUAUUUGUAUAUAAAGCACUUAUGUUGGUCAUGUUAUAUAUGGUAAAAAAAAAAAUAAAAAAAAUCCAUAAUUAAACAUAGAAAUUAGAAAGAAAACUUUUAGUUCAGUACUUAAUAAUUUCCAAACAUAUGUUUAAAAUGUCUAAAUAGUCACUGGAAGCCUUGGCAGAUUGUUGAUGCCACUAAUAUACAUUUUAACUACAUGCAUUUACAAGGCUGUUGUGUAAAGAAACAAGCUAGGUGUCAGUUGCUCUUAUGGAAAUGUCUAUGGAAAUGUCUACAUGUAGCCUGAUGUGUUCUCAGCAGAGCGAAGGGAAAUACACAGGCGAAUGUACAAAUAGUGAGGGAAACACCAAACCCUGAUUUGAAAAAAGACUACAAAAGACUGAAAAAAAAAGUUUUAUUUAUGAACCUUCUUGUUCUGUUUCUGUAUUAUAGAUGCAUGUAUCUGCAUGCACUAUGCUAUGCUUUCAUGUGUAAAAUGGCCUGACCAAACCUUUUGGUCUAAAGAGUCUAAUUUAAGAACAUCUUUGUUCUAAAAUGCCUUUGAAGUGAGCCAAUCAUGCUCCCUAUUUUCCCCCAAUUGCCAAUCAAAGAAAAUAGCAGCGUUUACUUCUUUAUCUCCUUCCAUCCCGGGCCGCUGCAUCUGGCCAUGAAUGCAGGUCAAAGGUGCAUGUUGGUCCCGAGGGGUUUAUUUUAUUGGCCACUUUAUGUUUUGGAGAGACUCUGUGCUGUAUGUGUGAUAUGGAUAUAACUCAUGUCAGGGCUCCAGGCGUUAUGACAAUGUGGAAUCGUAAUUUUCUACCUCACAUCAUCUUUGGGUAAUUAUCAUUAAGAUUUAUGAUCUUUGCAGUUAUUUUUCUUUGCAGAUACCUGUACUUUCCUUUGCCUCUGUCAUAACGUUAAAAUCAUAUUUUCGAUUUUUUUUUUGUACAAUUCUUUUCAAUUUGGUAAUAUAUAUCUCCAUAUUUCAAAAGUAUUUUUUUAAUCUUGUCACAUUGCAUUCUUAUUUAAGAAAACAAAUAAGAUGAAUAAAUGGACAUACAUUUGUAGGA
Messenger RNA from Myripristis murdjan (pinecone soldierfish), 2959 nucleotides. RefSeq names its product wingless-type MMTV integration site family, member 9B (gene wnt9b). Gene Ontology annotation, biological process: canonical Wnt signaling pathway; cell fate commitment; neuron differentiation. Gene Ontology annotation, cellular component: extracellular region. The record is from RefSeq and is a predicted model, not a curated record. The transcript has 4 exons. Gene Ontology annotation, molecular function: cytokine activity; frizzled binding. Lineage: Eukaryota; Metazoa; Chordata; Actinopteri; Holocentriformes; Holocentridae. Bases 79 to 1146 code for a protein of 355 amino acids.